UGGAUGAACAGGGCAGGUGAGCGCGCAGGUGGAGCGCAGCGUAGAGUUUCCCAGCAGCUCACAACAAUACUCGGAGAGGCCUCUUGGAAUAACGCACUCCAACUAACAUGACACAAAACAAGGUCAGCUUUGGAAUACACCUGCUUUAAUAACCGAAUGCUUGCUUGAGCUGUUGUAAAACUCAGAUUACUUGGACAAACAUCAGUCGUGGAAAUGAUGAAUUCAGAGGCUUUGCGUCCGACCCCGAAUCCUGCGCGUAAAGCGCUCGGAAAGCUCGCCACCAGGCUGGAGGAGGUGAAGAACCCCUGGAGACAAGGAUCAACGCUCGAACUCAGCCACAAUGAAACCGCUCGGCUCGCCACCGACGCGCUCCUGGAAAGCGGCGAGAAGGAGUAUAGAAAGGUCUUGCAUGACGAAAGAGAAGUCAACUUUUUGUCCUCUGUGGAAAUACGCUACAUCACCGAGAAUGUGGCCAAAAGUGGCGGCGUGGACAGCGGGACUAAUGGAGUGGACAUGGAGGAAAUUGACACGGUGUCCGAGCUCACUUCAGGGACUUACUUCCCCAUGAUGUCCGACGAGGAGCCGCCACUCUUGGAGCUGGGCUGGCCGGAGGUUUCCAGCCGAUUUGGACCCACAGAAGCGCAAAUACACUUCCAGCGGGACAAGUCGCAAAAUAUCAAAGAUCUCAUUCGAUCUCUUAUUAGUAAAGCCAAGAAGGUUAUCGCUGUAGUCAUGGAUAUUUUUACAGACGUCGACUUGUUCUGUGACCUAAUGGAGGCGUCUAACAAGCGUCGGGUUCCAGUUUAUAUUCUGCUGGAUGAGAAGAAUCUCAGCUAUUUUUUGAACAUGUGCUCAGAACUGGACGUCCAGAAUUCACACUUGAGUAACAUGAGGAUAAGAAGUGUAUGUGGAGACACGUAUUGCACCAAAAGUGGGAAGAAAUUCACAGGUCAGGUUCAAGAGAAAUUCAUGAUCAUUGACUGCGAGGAAGUCAUAGCAGGAUCAUAUAGUUUUACAUGGCUUUCCGGCAUGGUUCACAACAACAUGUUAAUGCACUUCUCCGGGCACGUUACGGAAUGCUUUGAUCGUGAAUUCCGCUGCAUGUAUGCAGAUUCCCAAAUAAUAGACCGUUUCCACAAUCCAGAUGAAGACGGGCUGCCCGGUUACUCUUACCACAUGCCAGUACCAAACUUUGGCAUGGACUUUCUUGCAGACUACGGCAAAGGGGAGCGAGUGUAUUCGGAGCACUCCAGUAGCCAAUCCAGUGACAGCGUUUCCAGCAUCAAAGCAGCUCCUCCAGGCAUGAAACCUAUUAAAGUCACACCUGACAAAAAGAACCCGGAAAACUCACAAAAGCCUCCAAACAGGAAGGGCGUCACGAGUCCGGUGCUUCAGAAGCCUUUGGGACCCCACAUCGGAAGAGGUUCUCCGAAUGGGACUCUCCAGAGUCAUGUGGUCGAUCGCACUUCCAUAGGUCAGUCGGCUGGUGUGGAAUGGUCCAAAAUGGGAACGACGGAUUACCUACGCUCAAACAUUCCAGGACAGACGUCCAAAAUCCAGGCUUUGAAUCUCUACAGUUCUCCAAAACCUCCGUCGCCAACUCUAGGCGACAACAAGAACGCCUCCAAACAUCGACUUCCCGCACCGUUCAUCAGUAAGUUCACGGAUUUGUUCAGCUCGAAAGAAAAGGACUCCCAUUAUUUCCAGAAGAUUCCUACUCACUCCUCUCCGUUCGGCGGGCCGGAUCUUUCUCAGAACGAACCGGAGAGUAAGCAGGGUCCUCCUCCACCAGGACCGAUGCCGACGGACAGGAAGGGCCAGGAGAAAAGGAUACAUAGGCAGGACGAGAAACGCAUGACGUUGGGUCACAGCAAAUUGGACCUUCUCAACCAGUACAACAAGUUAAACAAAUCCAAAGGGGUAUACAGUCGAUUUGAGCUAAAGAACAACUUACCUCAGUAAUGCCAGGACAGACUGGUUGACUCUUGUACAUUGCAGUUAUUGUGAUUGUGCAAAGGAACGAUGGUUUUCUUGGAGUGCGAUUGUUGGGCUUUUUCUACACAAGGCUAAAUAUCAACUAGGAUUGAGGGGCGAGGAGUGUUUUUCAUGCGUUUGUAUUUUUAUUGAAACUAAAUGCUUAGUACUAAUGCUGCCUGCAAGGUCUUCUGGGACAUUUAGGAAAUCAUAUUCAUGACGUGUUCAAGUGAUUUUGGACCGAGGCUGUAGUGCUAAAACAACAGCAUGAAGAGUAAAUAAUUUGCUCUGGGAAUAUAUAUAUCUAAUUAAAUCAUAUAUUAUAUAUAUAAUUAAAUCAUAUAUAUUAAAUCAUAUAUUUAUGUUAUUCAAAAUAUUGUGUUAAUGUUAUUCAUCAGUAUUUUCUUUUUGCCACAGAAAAUGAGAAAGGUAGUUUGGUCUCGCAGAUGUGUUGUGUUAUAAACCAAUGAAAAUUUGAGGAUUUUUUUUUAACUUAUUAUUUUUAUGUUAUAGUUUGUUUGGAGAAGUCACCUAACGUAACACAUAGUAUGUAAAAUAUUUUCAAAAUCAUCAUAGCUCCUUCUUAAGGUUUUUUUUUUUUUUUUUCCCAAACAACAUUUUCCAAAUCCACAACAAAAAUAAAGGGAUAUUUAUAUAUAUAUAUAUAUAUAUAUAUAUAUAUAUAUAUAUAUAUAUCACUUUAAUUGCUUAGAAAAGCACCUAUAAAUUGCCAUUAGAGUGAAAUUACUGAACCUAAACAUAGGAGCCUGAUUAAAAAAAAUGCUCAUUUUAGAUUAAAUUUUCAGAUAUAUAUAAAUAUAAAUAAAUAAAUAAAUAAAUAAAUAUAUAUAUAUAUGCAAGGUUUUUGCAUAUACAUAAUUUAUUUACUGUAAUUUUUAUUUAGUUUAAUCUAAAAUGCUUUUUAAUUUUUUUAAAAUAAUUUAAAUAAAUGUAAAUAAUUCAAAAUUUAAACAACAGUGUAUGUUAGUAAUUAAUAUAUUUACUGUUUUACAGUACUAUAAAAAAAGAACGUU
Messenger RNA from Labeo rohita (rohu), 3008 nucleotides. RefSeq names its product family with sequence similarity 83 member C (gene sack1c). The transcript has 4 exons. NCBI's taxonomy places the organism in Eukaryota, Metazoa, Chordata, Actinopteri, Cypriniformes, Cyprinidae. Bases 214 to 1962 code for a protein of 582 amino acids. The record is from RefSeq and is a predicted model, not a curated record.